AUGGUACAACCUUUUUUCAACGAUAUAUCUAGGGAUAUAAAUGGUCUUUUAAACAGGGACUUUUUCCAUGCCAGCCCGUUAGCUUUGAAUGUUUCGACGACUACAGAAAAUGGAAUGAGUUUUAGUCUUAAGGGAAAGCAGACUGUUAAAGAAGGCCCUAUUCAAACCAGCGUAGAAGGUCGGUUUUACGACAAGAAGGAGGGGGUGUCAUUUUCUCAGAGUUGGUCGAAUCAGAACAGGUUGAAUACAAGACUUGAGUUUUCCAAGAUUGCACCCGGUUGGAAAGGUGAUGUGAAUGCAUCUUUGACUCCGCAGGCGAUCAAGAACGCUAAGAUCAAUCUGAGCUAUGCCCAAAAAUCUUUUACCACGAGGAGUUCUGUAGACAUUCUGCAGCCUAAGGAUUUUGUCGGCAGUUUGACUGUUGGUCACGGCAGGUUUGUUGGCGGCAGCGAGGUUGCUUACGACCUGCUCGGCAGGUCAUUAGCACGCUAUGCCAUGUCAAUCGGGUACCUUUCCAGGGACUAUUCAUUUGUUUUGUCUACUAAUAAUAGGCAGUGCGCCAUAGCCUCGUUCUUUCAAAAUAUUGAUCGUUGUCUGCAAGUAGGAGCCCGAGCCACUUUGCAAUCGAAGACAAGCUCGAACAUGAACAUUGAGUUCGUCACCAGAUAUGCGCCAGAUCCCACCUCACAAGUUAAGGCGAAGAUUGCAGACUCAGGCUUGACUACACUGUCAUAUAAGCAAAAUUUGAAUAAAAGCAUUUCUUUAGGAAUAGGUAUGUCUUUCAAUGUGUUACAGCUGGCCGAGCCAGUUCACAAAUUAGGCUGGUCUUUAUCCUUUUCAGCUUAA
Saccharomyces mikatae IFO 1815 is the source of this 846-nucleotide messenger RNA. RefSeq names its product putative porin POR2 (gene POR2). The transcript has a single exon. Lineage: Eukaryota; Fungi; Ascomycota; Saccharomycetes; Saccharomycetales; Saccharomycetaceae. The record is from RefSeq and is a predicted model, not a curated record. Bases 1 to 846 code for a protein of 281 amino acids. Gene Ontology annotation, biological process: monoatomic anion transmembrane transport. Gene Ontology annotation, molecular function: voltage-gated monoatomic anion channel activity. Gene Ontology annotation, cellular component: mitochondrial outer membrane.